AUGAAACUGGGGACAAGAAGGAAAUGUGGUAAUCGGUCGCUACUGCUGUCCACACUCCUUUUCCUAAUCGACUUUACCAACUCACAAUUGAGCUCCGUGUUUCAUGAGCUCCCUGCGGCGCUGAGUCAUCGAGCGUUGCUUGAGGAGAGCAGAUUUGUCGAUACAGAGGACAGAAAACUGGCGGAUGAUGAGGAUUUGGAUGACUUGGACUUAGACGAUCCCUUGGCCACGGAGAUUUUACAGGACGAAGUCAAGGAGCCAAUGUGGAUUCGGUCGGGUCAGUCAUUUUGUGUCAUUCCCUCUUCCUUUCAAUGUUAAGAAGGCCGCUGUUUAGCGAUAAAAAUAUUAGAAACAGGUGAAAAAAAUGAAACGUUUUCCUAGAGCAGAUAGAAGUGUGGCUUUGUUGCAGUGCCAAAAUUUUGUUGUACUUUUUUGCGAUUUUGCAAAAAGUCGCUUCGAAAAUUGAAACCUCUACAGUGGGGGACCUGAUCCAGCGGCAAAAAGGUACCAUUUUGCAUCCGGGAAGUAACAAAAAUUGUGGCAAAAUGCCUCCCUCUCCAAGUGAAAAAAACUCCGAUUUCAAAAGCGCGCCCGCUCUUUUAGUGAGGGAAGAGCCGCGAGCUUCAAAUCGGUGUUUUUUCACUUGGAGAGGGAAGCAUUAGCCACAUUUUUGAUGCUUCCCGGAUGCAAAAUGGUAUUACCACUGGAUCGGGCCUUCACUGUAUAAAAAGACGUUUUACAGCAAGCUCAUUUCUCGAUCGUUUAUUUUAUUUAUUUUCCGUUGGCGAAAAAGGCCCCAGGGUUUCAAUGCUGCUCUGCCGACAAUACUUACCCUUUUUCAGGUAAAUUCCAAGGAGAUAUCGAUGGGGUGGAUCCACACCUCCUUAAGAAGCUGGUAAGUAUCUUGAGGAAACGCUUGUCGGCAAAAUAAUAAGCGCAAUGUCGUUGCGUGUCGCUGAGGUGAAAAGCAAUUUGAUUUUUCCGCGGCGCGAUUUACACGGUCUUUCAGGAAACUUGAAUUAAAGUUGGAGGGCCCUACUUCAAAAUGUCAUAGCGACCUCAGUUUGCACUUUAAAAUCUUGUUAUUUCACAGACAAAAAACAAUGUCGCUUAAAAAUACAUUUUCCAAAAAAAACGAAGUCUCUGCGCCGCCUCCAUCGGAAGUUAUAGCCUCCGACUUUCCUUCACAUUUCUUGAAAGACCCUGUAUUUUCUCGACAACGAUGCGAUUUUUGAUGCGACACAAUAGUGCUUAUUAUUUACCCGACAGACUGAUACCAAGCUGGAUCUGUCUAGAUCUUAUUUUAAAACUACUCUGUUUAGAAUACAGCUCCUGUCCAAAUGAACGCACUUCGAAACAAGCAAUUGAUCUGGACCAACGGAAUUGUCCCCUACGUUCUGGACGAAGCAUUCAGUAAGUAAGUUCUCGAACUAUUCUUUGCUGUACGACCGUCAAAAGUCCCCAUUACAACAGUGUUUUUCAGCUCAAAGUGAGGUCAAGCUGUUGGAGAAGGCGUUUCGAACAUACCGGAAGCGAACCUGCAUCAGAUUUCGGCCCCACAAUGGCGAAAAGGACUACUUGCACAUUGUGAAAGGACUUGGGUAAUUUGAGUUUUUGCCUUUUGACCUCAAACCGGCCACAUCUGAUUGUCAUCAUUUUAAGGUGUUACUCGCAAGUUGGAAAGACCGGUGGAAAGCAAGAGAUCUCGUUGGGCCGAGGCUGUCUGUAUCACGAGAUCGUCCUCCACGAAUUGAUGCAUUCGCUUGGGGCGUGGCAUGAGCAUAGUAGGGCGGAUCGCGAUGAUUUUGUGAAGAUACGAUGGGAGAAUAUCUUGAAUGGAAUGGAGAGCCAGUUCGAUAUUAUUUCACCGGCGUUGCAGGUAAGAUACGAAGAGUUUCGACAAAUCGCAGCCCUCAAAAAAAUGCCCAGGCCUUAGAAAUGUCGUACAGGGGGGACCUGAUCCAGUGGCAAAAAACGUACCAUUUUGGAUCCAGGAAGCAUCAAAAAUGUGGCAAAAUGUCUCCCUUUCCAAGUGAAAAAACACAGAUUUCAAAAGCGCGCCCGCUCUAUUUGUGAGGAAAAAGGGCGCGCUCUUCAAAACAAAGCUUUUUCGCUUGGAGAGGGAAGCAUUUUGCCACAUUUUUGUUACUUCCUAGAUUCAAAGUGUCACGUUUUUUGCCAUGGAUCAGGUCCCUCACUGUGUGUAAAUUUUGCCAAGCUGCAGCAAAAUUUGAACAUUUCCUCUCGGACAUUUAACGCCAAAAUAUCUUUUGCAGGACACACAAGGAGUCCGCUAUGACUACCGCUCCAUUAUGCAUUAUGAUUCGGCGGCGUUCUCCAGGAAUGGCAAGAACACCAUCGAGACCGUUGAAGACGGCUUCACCUCCGUCAUUGGUGCCGCAAAAGACCUCAGCGAACUGGAUAUCGUCAAGCUGAACAAACUCUAUCAAUGCGCGCCGAAAACGAGUAGUGCGAAAAAAUCGGUAUUUUCACGAUCGCGAAGUAAAGCAAAGGUUACGCUGCCGCCUCCACUGCCAAUGGUCGGACGAAUUGGAACCUCUGUGGCCAAGGAUUCAGCGGCCACAAAGAGUCCAACGGCAUUGACGACGACCGCGUUUGCCAGUAAACUUAAAGGGAGUAAGAAGGGGACAACCGAAGGUGGUAAGAAAUACAUGAAACGAGAAAAACAAGUGCUUUCUCUACCCUCAUCCUCACAGCAAAUAACAUGUAUUCCUUACCACUUGCUUUACUAAUACUGUUACAAACAAAAUCCUCGCCAUUUCGCUUUAUAAACUUUCGUAUUUUAGCCCCCGAUUGUCACGACCAUUUCCUGGAUUGUCCUGGAUUCAAGGACUACUGUCGGAAGGUGUCGUUCUUCUUCGUCAUGAAGGCUUAUUGUCCACAAACUUGCGGUCAUUGUCAGAAAGUUGCAGCAUAA
Messenger RNA from Bursaphelenchus xylophilus (pine wood nematode), 2938 nucleotides. NCBI's taxonomy places the organism in Eukaryota, Metazoa, Nematoda, Chromadorea, Rhabditida, Aphelenchoididae. The record is from the annotation of a GenBank genome assembly.